This is a messenger RNA of Gadus morhua (Atlantic cod), 878 nucleotides long. RefSeq names its product parathyroid hormone 4 (gene pth4). Gene Ontology annotation, molecular function: hormone activity. NCBI's taxonomy places the organism in Eukaryota, Metazoa, Chordata, Actinopteri, Gadiformes, Gadidae. The coding region runs from base 20 to 448 and encodes 142 amino acids. Gene Ontology annotation, cellular component: extracellular region. The record is from RefSeq and is a predicted model, not a curated record. Gene Ontology annotation, biological process: bone mineralization. The transcript has 3 exons.
GCUGUAAGUCAGAGCACUGAUGACCCUGCUCGUCCAACCCGGGGCGGACAAGAUGUGGUUUGAUCGUAAGCCUGUGCUGUUCCUUGCUGUUCUUGUUUUGGCUCUGGUCCCGGCUGGCCGGUGUCAGGAGGAUGAGAGCCGUCGCUCGGUGACCGAACACCAGCUCCUGCACGACCGCGGCCGCAGCAUCCAGAGCCUCAGGAGACUGAUCUGGCUGUCCAGCGCCAUGGAGGGCCUCCACACCGCCCAGCCCCGCUCCGCCCCGCUCAUCCCCCCCAAGGCCCUCCGGCUGGGCCUGGGUCCAUCCCUAGGUCCAGGGCUGGGGGCCCGCUUAGGGGGAAGCCCCCAGUCUGUUGGGUCAAACGGCCAGUACAGAGCAGCCAGGGACAACCUGCUCAGAGACUUUUUUAAUCCCUACCUGAUGCCACUGCCAGAGAGAGAGCCAUAGAAUCACAUAUAUAUAUAUUGAUCUAUAUAUAGAUCAAUUUAUAUACCUAGUUAUUAUAUAUAAUUGAAUCCAUUGCAUGGACAACAAUACAAAGUAUUGGAUACAUCACUUGUUAUUUUUACGCUCAAUAUGGGAUGGAAUAUUUCUUUCAGUCAUUUUAUUAUAAUUUUCUGAAGUAUUUUUGAUAUCAGUAAGGUUGCCAUCAUUGUUUAACUUUGUAUUAAGCAAUCUACUAUGUUGUGUAUUUAAAUGCCUUGUAAUAAUAGUAAAUGUUGCUCAGAUAAAUACAUUGCAAUCAUAAUCUGUCAAAUAAUUUGGCAUUGCAUACGUUUUUUCCUCACUAUGUUAGUAGGAACUGUGCCCCUGAUGGUUGAUUUGGCGUCCCCAUUUAAGAACAGAAAGAAGACACCUUUAAGGUGAGCCAGACGUU